This is a messenger RNA of Drosophila eugracilis, 1193 nucleotides long. It is a transcript of the gene Rfk, whose product is annotated as putative riboflavin kinase. Gene Ontology annotation, molecular function: riboflavin kinase activity. Lineage: Eukaryota; Metazoa; Arthropoda; Insecta; Diptera; Drosophilidae. The record is from RefSeq and is a predicted model, not a curated record. Bases 58 to 669 code for a protein of 203 amino acids. Gene Ontology annotation, biological process: riboflavin biosynthetic process; FMN biosynthetic process. The transcript is spliced from 3 exons. Gene Ontology annotation, cellular component: mitochondrion.
AGCUGAUUACAUUCUGAUUGCUGAACGUUUGUGUGUUUAUGAAUAUUAUGCCGAUCAAUGGAAAGAGCAGUAGUUAUACUCGAUAAAUUGGCCCACUACGCUUUGCGGUCGCAGAAAAUUCCGCAAAUCAACAGCCCGUUAGCCUGUGGGAAUCACUUCAAGCGCCACCGCAGCACAUUUGGGUCAGAGUCCAAGGAAAUACAGAAAAUGCUAAGCCAACUACCUCUGUUCGCCGGAGGCGAGAUAGUCCGAGGAUUCGGACGCGGCUCCAAAGAACUGGGCAUCCCAACAGCAAACUUUCCGCUGGAGGUUGUGAAAUCACUGCCCGAAUCACUGGAAACAGGUGUGUACUACGGCUGGGCCAACGUGGACGGAGGACCCGUAUACAAAAUGGUCCUUAGUGUCGGCUGGAAUCCCUUCUACAACAAUAAGGAGAAAAGCGUGGAGACGCACAUGCUCCACGACUUUAACUGUGACCUGUACGGACAGAUACUUAAGAUCUGUAUUGCGGGAUAUCUACGUCCCGAACGCAGUUUCGACUCCCUUGAAGCGCUAAUAGCCGCCAUUCGUACGGACAUAGAGCAGGCCAAAGGGUUCUUGGAGGAAGAGGAUAAGACCAAGUUAAAGGAGGCUCCGUUCUUCACAGAAAAGCUUUACACUUCGAAAUAGCGAUUUCGAACGUUUUCCUGGACAAGGCGGCCCAGCUGAAGGAGGCUCAACUAUUCAUCGAGAAACUCUGCCCCUGGAAUUAAAUAUUCCACAAGUUAUCUUAUCACUCAAUUUGCACGAUGUACAAAGCGGAAUUCGAAUAUCGAUUCAAGUACUUAAGUUGGCUGUUUUCAUUAAAUUCCGAUUUCCUCAUCAUGACACCGAACAAUAAUACCAAUCGCAUUUAACUUUUACACCAAUCAGAUUUAUAAACUAAACAUGUUGUUUAAAACUUAUUACAGUUAUAUCUUACCUAAUAAAAGGUACGAUUUAUAACUUCAUAAUGACUGGUAUAUUUUCCACUUACAAAUUUCAUUGUUAAUUCUUUUAUUAAUGCAAUAUUAUUUAAAUUGGGUGUAGAUAAUUCUAUUUGCCGUAUUUUUGCAAAUUAAGAAAUAUUAAAAUCGGUAUUCCAAUAGCUAUAUCCUUAAAUAUUGAUUAAAUUUAUACAAAAAUACAGCAAACAAAUAAAAAAAAGUUUUUUU